AUGAUGCAGCCAGGUAUGCAGAUGCCCAUGGGCGCCGGUGGAAUGCCACAGCUUCCUGGAAACGUCGGAAUCGCAGUUGACGAGUAUGGCAGACCGUUUCUUGUCAUGCGUGACCAGGAGCAACAAAAUCGAGUCACCGGAGUCGAAGCUAUCAAAGCUCACAUUCUUGCCGCCAAGGCUGUCAGCUCUACUCUGAGAACUUCUCUCGGACCCAACGGUAUGGAUAAAAUCAUGGUCUCUCCAGACGGUGAAGUCACGACCACUAACGACGGUGCCACCAUUCUUGACAAGAUGGAUGUCCAGCAUAACGUUGCCAAGCUCCUCGUCGAACUGUCCAAAUCUCAAGAUGAUGAGAUUGGUGAUGGCACCACUGGCGUCGUCGUCCUCGCUGGUGCUCUUUUGGAACAAGCCGAGCCACUCUUGGACAGAGGAAUUCACCCUAUCCGAAUUGCUGAUGGUUAUGAUAAGGCCUGUCAAGUUGCCCUCAAAACUCUCGACAGAAUUGCCGAGGAUUUUCCUAUCUCUGACAAGGAUAUGCUCAAGCGAACAGCCAGAACUACUCUUGGCUCUAAAAUUGUCAACCGAUGCCAUGAUCAGUUCGCCGACAUCGCUGUUGAGUCCGUUCUUGCCGUCGCUGAUUUCGAAAAGAAAGAUGUUAAUUUUGAACUCAUCAAAAUGCUCACCAAGGUCGGAGGAAAGCUCGAUGAUACUCAGUUGAUCAAGGGCGUUGUCAUCGACAAGGACUUUAGUCACCCUCAGAUGCCCAAGCAAGUUGAAAACGCUAAACUCGCAAUUUUGACUUGCCCAUUCGAACCUCCAAAGCCAAAGACGAACCACAAGCUUGAUGUCACCUGUGUAGAAGACUACAAACAAUUACAAACUUACGAGCGGGAAAAAUUCGAGGAAAUGAUCAAACAAGUGAAGGAUACUGGAGCUAACCUCGCCAUUUGCCAGUGGGGUUUCGACGACGAAGCCAACCAUCUCCUCCUCCAGAAUAACUUACCAGCUGUCCGAUGGGUCGGUGGUCCCGAAAUUGAGCUUAUCGCUAUCGCCACUGGCGGUCGUAUCGUCCCCCGAUUCCAGUGCAAGAACAGCAAGGCUGUCACAGUUUUCAUCCGAGGCUCCAACAGAAUGGUCAUUGCCGAGGCCGAGCGAUCCCUCCACGACGCUAUCUGCGUCGUCCGAAAUCUCAUCCGAGAUUCAAGAAUCGUCUACGGUGGUGGCGCUCCUGAAGUUGCUUGUGCUCUUGAUGUUGCUGAAGAAGCUGACAAUACUUCUGGACUCGACCAGUGGGGCAUGCGAGCAUUCGCUUCAGCUCUUGAAAGCGUACCCAUGGCCUUGGCUGAGAACUCCGGUUUGAAUCCAGUUGAGACUUUGACUGAUCUCCGAUCUGACCAAAAGACCACUGGAAACCCCGACUUGGUGUUGAUGCUCUUUAUACCGGAGAUCGAGAUAUGA
Messenger RNA from Oikopleura dioica, 1458 nucleotides. NCBI's taxonomy places the organism in Eukaryota, Metazoa, Chordata, Appendicularia, Copelata, Oikopleuridae. The record is from the annotation of a GenBank genome assembly.